This is a messenger RNA of Heteronotia binoei (common prickly gecko), 2259 nucleotides long. It is a transcript of the gene TMEM128, whose product is annotated as transmembrane protein 128. The transcript is spliced from 2 exons. NCBI's taxonomy places the organism in Eukaryota, Metazoa, Chordata, Lepidosauria, Squamata, Gekkonidae. The coding region runs from base 320 to 859 and encodes 179 amino acids. The record is from RefSeq and is a predicted model, not a curated record.
CUGGGAUUUCGAGCUGUUCCAGGAAACACAGAGUCUUUUAGAUCACCUCCGAAUUUUAGAGAUUGCAGCAUUUUAUUUCUUAGCUUAAGAUUCCCGAAUCUGGGUGGAUUGAGCUAUAUGCUCAGUGGAAUGUCUCUGCAAAAAUCUUCAUUCAGAAGCAUUAUGCAUUUUUAAGAAAAGGGGACGAGUCGCAAUUCAACCUUGACCAGCGCAUAUUCCGUCCAGUUUUCCAGCUCUCACAGCCCAAAGAAACUGAAAAAAACAACAACAAAGGCUGGCCUGAUCCACUUUUUAGAGCUUACAGUGCGUCUACUCCAAGAUGGCGGAGGUUAAAACGGCUGCCCAGGAUGGAGACUUGCUAGAGCCACUGCUGCGCCUGAGGCGACAGUUUGGACAUGUAUCUCACGGGACGCAGCAGCCAUCUCAAGGAUUUGGAGGAGAGACUCCAACAGCCGUUGAAUUUGCCGACACAGAGAAGAAAGAGAAACCCCUUCCAAGACUUAAUGUCCAUUCCGCUUUCUGGAUUGUGGCCUCCAUCGCAGUCACCUAUUACGUCGAGUUUUUUAAAGUUGUGAGAGAAAUGAUUCAGACGGAGAGCGGUUGGUUCAUCCUUGGUGGUUGGCUGUUGCUGGGGAGCUUGUCUGUCGCCUUCUACUGCAUCAUCUACCUCGAGUGGUACCAUGGGAUUGAAGACUACGACACAGCCUACCCGGCCCUGGUGCCCAUAACGACAGCCACUUUCGCUGCGGCAACCGUUUGCUUCAAUGUCGCCUUGUGGUCCGUGUGGUCCUUUCUCACUCCUUUGGUGCUCUUCACUCAGUUCAUGGGGAUCGUGAUGCUUAUCUCACUCCUGGGAUGAACCGAGAAAAAACUAGGGGCUCCGGGGGCCUACAAGAGAACUGGAUUCCAUUCAAAUGCUGUCCUCCCAACUCACCCGUAUGCUAACCUGAAGAUCAAUAACAAAUCAAAACAACGAAGGGCACCUGAGCCAAGAUUCAGAGUCCUGUUGCAUUAAGCAGCUUGUUGCAAAAUGCUGAGACGUCUUUACUGACAUUUUAUAGAAUGCUAACGCAGCGUACUGCUAUCAUGAUUUAAACACUUUCAUGCCACUGUUUAAUACCAAUCUGGAAACAAGGUAGAUAUUAGAGUCAGGUGUGGGCCUGUUAACCAUUGCCCUCACGAGUGUGUGCAAGAAACAGCCAUGAAAUUUAGCCCGGCCACCUCAUGUCCAGAGGUCUCACCCAGGAACCCUCAGCUUUCGCAGCUUGACUUAAGUUGGCUUGCUGAGGAAAAAUGUCCCUUACUGGACCCAGUACUUUCAGCGCUAACCAAGGUAUGGCUUUUCUUCAGCCUAAUCCAUCAAUUUACCAGGACCUGCGUCCCAUGUUAAACUCAAGCCAAAGUCAAAACAUCAGUCAGAAUCUGUGACUUCCUUGGAACAGAAAUGCGCAAGCAAAUCAUCCUUAUUUCUCAUUAAGUUCCAUGGUUUCAUCCACAAAUAGCAAAGUCCAUCAACACUGGACUAUCUAUACCAGGGGUGGCCAAAUUGCGGCUCAUUCACACAUAUUGUGUGUGGCUGUUGAAGCCCCCACUCCAUCCCAUCGGCCGGCUUGGAGAAUGCAUUUAAAGUUAAAGCUGCUUUCUUUCCGCCCCUCCUUCCUCCCCCAUCUGUUUACUUUCCUUCCUUCCUGUGCUGCAGGCUCUCACAACAUGACACUCAUGUCUUGGGGCUCUCAAACAUUUGACGUUUAUUCUCUGUGACUCUUACACAAAGCAAGUUUAGCCACUCCUGCUCUGUACCAUCUGCAUUUUAAAAAGCGUUUCAGCCAUUUUCAAACAAGAGCUUUCUUUUCAAAGAUAAAGGCCUCAGGCAUAGAAUACUUCCAAUGUAGAAGUUUCUGUAUCACAAUUUUUAAAGCUGGGACGUUAAUAUUGGUCAUUACAACAAAAAACACAGAAAGCUUCUAACACUACAUGAAGAACUUAAAACAAAGAUAGGUAUUGUAGCUGCUCUGUUAACUUUUUCCUCACUGAAGUGAGGGGAAGUGCAUACACCCGGGCCUGUCUCAGGAUUGUUAAUUUCUCCUUUUCAAGGUUAAAGAUAAACCGUUUUCUAUUGUUUGAGGUAAUUUAAAUUCAGUAUUAGGAUCUGUCCUUUUUUUCCUCUCUCAAAGCAAAUAUGACCCGGAAUGAUUUGAGCGGCAGGUGGAAUAAAGCUUUCAGAAAUUCUUGUUGCAUUUCUAAAGGCAAAAAACAAAA